AUGUACGGACGUUUGAAGGCGAACAAGGAUGAGCUGAACCAAAUCAACAGAGAUUUAGACAGCCGAAUAUCAGAUGAAGAGUUUGAGGAAGAGUACGACACUAUCCUUGAAUACGAAUACAACGCUAACAGCGUCAUGAGUGCGCUUACUAGCAAGCGCGACCGUAUAGUUGCGGCCAUGUCAUUGGCACUGGAACUGCAGACUUCGUCCGUAGCGAGUACCGUCUUCGCAAGCUGUACGACCAGUUCAUCAUCAACAUCAGAGGACUGGAGACCCUUAGGAGCGUUGUUCUCUACAAAUACACUGCUGCUAAUUUUAUGCAUAAAGUCAUCUAAGGUGAUCAACCUGAGCACACCCACCCUUGGUGAUAUCAUCGGACAUUGUGUUGCCAUGAAUGAGCCCAACCCCGUGUCUGAAAUCAUAUCAUAUUAUACUUCUGCCAAGAUGGUUGCCACCUCAGUUGCGUUAGCAGCGGCUACCAUUGCACUGGCCUCGCCAUUCGGUGGCGGUGGUGGUGGCGGCGGCUGGAAAAUGAUGGGAGGAGGUGGCGGCUUCAAGGGCGGCAUGGGGUCACCCAUGAAGAACAAGUUCCGAACUGGCAAUGUGUACCUCAUCAAAGAGCUCCACCCUAUCAAUGCGCCAGGCAAAGGAGGAAUGAUGAUGGUGGGAGGCGGCUGGAAGCCUAUGAUGGGCGGCGGUGGUGGCUGGAAACCCAUGGGUGGCGGAUGGAAGACGGGAGGUGGAGGUGGCGGCGGAUGGAUGGGUGGUGGUGGAGGCAGUGGAGCUCCUGGCUGGAUGCGAAUGGCAACCGUCGUGCUGAAUCAUGGUGGAGGAGGUGGUGGUGGCGGAUGGAAGAUGGGUGGAGGCGGCGGCAGUGGAUGGAAGAUGGGAGGUGGCGGCGGCAGCGGCGGCGGAUGGAAAAUGGGUGGUGGAGGUGGGAGUGGUGGAUGGAAAAUGGGAGGCGGAGGAGGUGGAUGGAAGAUGGGAGGUGGCGGCGGAGGAUGGAAGAUGGGCGGUGGAGGUGGUGGUAAGCCUGGCACCACAUACAUCAUCAUCAAGAAGGGCAGCAGCAGCGGUGGCGGAGGCGGCAAAUCUGGCGGUAUGGGCGGCCACCUCAGCGGCCUAACUAGUCUCUUUAGCGGUCAUGGUGGCGGAGGCGGAGGUGGUGGCCAUGGCGGCAGCGGAGGAGGCGGCGGCAGCGGCUGGUGGAUGUGA
Messenger RNA from Rhipicephalus microplus (southern cattle tick), 1215 nucleotides. RefSeq lists its product as uncharacterized. NCBI's taxonomy places the organism in Eukaryota, Metazoa, Arthropoda, Arachnida, Ixodida, Ixodidae. The record is from RefSeq and is a predicted model, not a curated record.